AUGGAGGAGGGCAGAGAGGGCCCUGGGCCCAGGGAGGGCAGGGUGCUGGCUCUCUGGGUGGCUCUCUUUGUGCUGUUGGUUUUCUUGCCUUCGGUGUUCCGAGUGUCGCUGGGGAUUUGUCACCUCUACGUGAAAAUGGUGAUGAGAAUGUUAGAGUGGGCCACCCUGCAGAUUGAGGAGGGAGUGAAGAAGCAGAAGGCACUGGCACUUGAAAAUUUGAUCUCCACUGGGAUCAUCCAGAGAGAGGAAACCUCCCUAGAAGAGGCGAUUGCUGGGCAGCGCCGGGGCCGCUUCAGCCUCGCUGACCUUCUCUACUUCUCCAAGAAGGGCUGUGAGGCCGUGGCAGAGGAUGAAGUCACCCGACGGUUCUCCUCUGAGGAGCUGCUGUCCUGGAACCUCCUCAGCAGGACCAGUGCAGACCUGCACCGUGCCAGCUGGCAGCUGAGCCUGGUGUGGGCUGCCGGGGUCCUGCUCCGCUACGGUCUCCUGCUGCCUUUUCGUGUCUGCUUGGCUGUGUUCAGCAUCCUCUUGCUGGUGUUGGCCACUACAGUAGUAGGCCAGUUUCCAAAUGGCAGAGUUAAAUGCUGGCUGAGCAACCAGGUUCAGAUGAUCUGUGCCACGCUAGGGGUCCGAUGCCUGAGUGGGCUUGUGCAUUUCCACAACAGAGAAAACAGACCACGAGGAGGAGGCAUCUGUGUAGCCAACCACACGUCCCCGUUAGAUGUUCUAAUCCUGGCCAGUGAUGGAUGCUAUUCCUUGGUUGGCCAGGUGCACGGAGGGCUCCUGGGGCUCAUCCAGAAAUCCUGCAUGCAGACCACGCAGCACGUGCUGUUCGAGCGCUCGGAGAUGAGAGACCGUCACCUGGUGAGGAGGAGAAUUAGAGAACACAUUGCAGAUAAGGCCAAAUUACCUAUUUUAAUUUUCCCAGAAGGAACCUGCAUAAAUAACACCUCAGUGAUGAUGUUUAAGAAGGGCAGCUUUGAGGUAGGAGGGACCAUCCAUCCAGUAGCAAUCAAGUAUGACCCUCGCUUUGGAGAUGCAUUCUGGAACAGCACCAAGCACUCCAUCAUGACCUAUGGCUUUCAUGUCCUGACCAGCUGGGCUAUUGUCUGCAAUGUGUGGUACCUGCCACCAAUGGUCAAAGAG
Merops nubicus (carmine bee-eater) is the source of this 1146-nucleotide messenger RNA. RefSeq names its product glycerol-3-phosphate acyltransferase 3-like. The transcript has 10 exons. Gene Ontology annotation, molecular function: glycerol-3-phosphate O-acyltransferase activity. Gene Ontology annotation, cellular component: endoplasmic reticulum. Gene Ontology annotation, biological process: triglyceride biosynthetic process. The record is from RefSeq and is a predicted model, not a curated record. The annotation marks the transcript as partial. NCBI's taxonomy places the organism in Eukaryota, Metazoa, Chordata, Aves, Coraciiformes, Meropidae.